AUGAUUUUGGUUUCAUUUAUAAAAAUCAUAUUUCCUCUGCCCUUUCUGCUCUAUAAAGAUUGUGUAUAGAUACCUGGAUCUGAUUGUAUUGAUAAUAGCUGGACUAAUGCUCAUGAAGUAGUUGAAUGUCAAGGAAUAAAUUAUAUGGGAUCAUUUACAGGAGGAAGAAAAAUAUCAAGAACAUAUUGGUGUCCAUCAGAGAAAUAGAUAAAGUUUUCAUUCACAUUAGCUAAAUUUGAUUCUUGGGAUAAUGAAUCUGUUUUUGUUUAUAAGGAUAAUGUUCUUAUUGAUAAUAUUAGUUAUGGCCCUUAUGAAGGAACACCCAUGUGUGUACUUUCUUAUUUCCCAGAUUUAAUGGUGAAGAAAUUAUAUUAAUUUAUAUUGUCAAAAGGAUAGAAUUAUGUGAAGUUUGAAUUAGUUGAUAAUUUGUAGGCAAUCAGUGAAGGUAAAUAAAACAAUUUAAUUUUAGAAUCAUGGGGAAUUAGAGAUAUAAAAAUAGAGGUUUUAGAACCCUGUGUUGAUUUUUAUAGCGAAUGCAAUUUUUAGGGAGACUUAUGGAAGAUCUGUUCUGGAAAUCAGACUACUUUUGCCAAAUUUGUUCCUUUCAAAAUUAAAUCUAUCUAUAUUUUAAAUGGUAUUACUGUGUAGUUGAGAGACUCAAAAUAUCAUGGAGGAAUUUUAAAGACAUAUACUUCCAAUUAAACUUGCUUAGAUGAUUUUCAUGUAAUUUAUAUUAAAUUAUAAUUUUAAGUUUCCUAAGUAUGAAAAAUUAUAAUGA
This is a messenger RNA of Paramecium pentaurelia, 778 nucleotides long. NCBI's taxonomy places the organism in Eukaryota, Ciliophora, Oligohymenophorea, Peniculida, Parameciidae. The record is from the annotation of a GenBank genome assembly.